Messenger RNA from Lotus japonicus, 1343 nucleotides. RefSeq lists its product as uncharacterized. The transcript has 5 exons. NCBI's taxonomy places the organism in Eukaryota, Viridiplantae, Streptophyta, Magnoliopsida, Fabales, Fabaceae. Gene Ontology annotation, biological process: microtubule cytoskeleton organization. The record is from RefSeq and is a predicted model, not a curated record. Gene Ontology annotation, molecular function: microtubule binding. Bases 136 to 1041 code for a protein of 301 amino acids. Gene Ontology annotation, cellular component: cytoplasmic microtubule.
UCUUUGUCUUCUUAAAGAUUUCAAAACUUGAAUCCACAAACUCACAAUUCUUAUACAAGAGGAAUCAAUUCAUUUUUCAGCACACAUUGAUCAAUCAACCCAAGCUCUUGAUCCCUUUCCUCUACAACAAUCGCCAUGGCACUCAGACCCAUUGGUAACGCUCUUCCAACUACCCCAGAUAGACCCAAAAAACACCCCAAAAUCGCUGUUGCUGCUGCAACCCUAAAGCAACAACAAACCCCUGCUGUCAAUGACGAAAACCUAGUUCCGCCGCCGCCAUCCGGGGAUGCCACCAUUGACUAUGUUUCCUCUGAGAAUCUUAUACCCAUUUCCGACCCUGAAGCUAAGAUUCAAAGUUUGAUUGAAGAUUUGGAUUCGAAAAAUUGGAUCAAGGUCUGUGAGGCACUGAAUGAUGUUAGGCGAUUUGCAUUGUAUCACUCUGCGGUUCUAUUCCCCAUCUUGGGAAAAAUUAUGUUGGUGGUGACCAAGACAAUGAAGAAUCCUCGCAGUGCUUUGUGCAAAACCUCUAUUAUGGCUGCUUCUGAUGUUUUCAAUGCCUUUGGUGAUAAAUUGCUUGAUCCAUCUACCUCUGAUGCAUUUGAUGGCUUGGUGCUGCAGCUGCUGUUGAAAGCAUCUCAGGAUAAAAGGUUUGUUUGUGAAGAAGCUGAGAGGGCACUUGUGUCAAUGGUGGCUUCCAUGACCCCUCUUCCCUUGCUUAAGAAACUAAAGGGAUGUGUGAGUCACACUAACCUCAGGAUCAGGGCUAAGGCUGCUGUUUCUCUCUCCAAUUGUGUUUCCAAGAUGGGUGUUGAAGAAAUGGAGGAGUUUGGGAUGGGUGAGAUGAUUGAAGUGGCUGCGGAUUUAGUGAAUGAUAGGCUUCCAGAGGCAAGAGAUGCUGCAAGAAGUGUUGCAACUACAGUGUAUGAGGCACUCACAAAGGAUGCUGAAGUGGAACAGAAGAUGGAGGUGUGGCAGAGCUUCUGCCAAUCCAAGCUACAGCCAAUUCAUGCUCUUUCAAUUUUGAAGAUUGUUAAAGCUUAGAAUUGGAGGAGAGAAAUCCAGUGUAUGAGGCACUCACAAAGGAUGCUGAAGUGGAACAGGAGAUGGAGGUGUGGCAGAGCUUCUGCCAAUUUAAGCUCUUUCAAUUUUGAAGAUUGUUGAAGCUUAGAAUUGGAGGGGAGAAAUUUAGCUUUAUUUGUAAGAAAUGCUCAUGGCUCUUCAUGAGUAACAAAUAGCAAUGUUGAAAUUACAUUCCAUUCGGUGUUUGAUGUAGUAGUGUUUGAUGUAGUAAUAUUGCUUUUUAAUUUUCAUUCAGGCAGCAUAAUUGGUCCCUCAUUGAAUCA